Messenger RNA from Telopea speciosissima, 960 nucleotides. RefSeq lists its product as uncharacterized. The transcript is spliced from 7 exons. Gene Ontology annotation, molecular function: polyubiquitin modification-dependent protein binding; misfolded protein binding. NCBI's taxonomy places the organism in Eukaryota, Viridiplantae, Streptophyta, Magnoliopsida, Proteales, Proteaceae. Bases 1 to 960 code for a protein of 319 amino acids. Gene Ontology annotation, cellular component: BAT3 complex. The record is from RefSeq and is a predicted model, not a curated record.
AUGGUAUUAAUUCUUCCUUUACAGAUACUGAAUAUCAAAUGCAUAGCAUUAAAUGAUGCCAAUGCUGGAGUUUCUGUAGUUCUCAGAACUUUCAAUCUUGGGGACCAAGGUGAUGGGGUUGUUCCUGACCUUACUCGGAUUGUUGGGGCAGUGCUGAGCUCUAUUGGACUUGGGAACCAGACUCUCACUGCUGGUACUAACAAUGUGCUGCCCAAUAUACCAUCCGAUGCUUCUGGUCAGGCCUCCCAAGGUGUUGAAACAGACGAAACAAAUACUAUAGGUGCCAGCAGCCAGACAAGAAAUCAAGUCCCUCCUAUGCAGACAUCUUUGAAUCACUCAUGCCCAUGUCUGCCUCAAUCUUUGCAAUUUCCUAUGACAGGGGGCCCCUUACCUCUUCCUUCACUUCGUAUGCCAAUUCCUGAUUCUUUGAUCACUCUUUGUGAGUUUAUGAACCGCAUGGAGCAGGCAUUAUCACUCAAUGGAUAUCAAUCAAAUCUUUCACCUUCCUAUGUUGGAGAUCCAUUGAGAGUGGAGGCACCAUCUGAUAUGAGGGGAUUGCCAACUCCCGAAGCAUUAGCUAUUGUUGUUCGACAAGCACAACUUCUCAGUGGUCAUGCUACGUCUGCACUUGCUGGGAAUGAUUUUUCCUCUCAAAGCUCUGACAAUGUCAUGACAAAUAAGGAUGUUGUCCGAGAUAUGUCUUCCAGGGAUGAAUGCAGAUUGGUUGUCACUGACAAGAAUAUCCACCAAACUUUUGAGCCACCUAGCAAGGAUCUUGGCAAUAAAUUUGUACAGGAGGUUGUAAAGAGCAAUGGGCCUGAAAUCAUUCAUAGCAGAAGCACCGUCCUUCUUGGGGAUGAGGCAGAGAAAAUUGUGGAUACCUUUGACCUGAUAAGGGUUGUAGAAGAAGCUGACAAUAGCAGCAAUAAGAUCCAGCUUGAUAAUGUCCUAGGCAGCUAA